Molecule: messenger RNA, 5195 nt
Organism: Papilio xuthus (Asian swallowtail)
Lineage: Eukaryota; Metazoa; Arthropoda; Insecta; Lepidoptera; Papilionidae
Gene: Acf
Product: ATP-dependent chromatin assembly factor large subunit
Exons: 25
Coding region: 219-4562 (1447 amino acids)
Biological process (GO): regulation of DNA-templated transcription; positive regulation of DNA replication; regulation of heterochromatin formation
Cellular component (GO): nuclear chromosome; CHRAC
Molecular function (GO): protein binding; DNA binding
Source: RefSeq, a predicted model, not a curated record
AAAAGAAGCGCCCAGCGCGCCGUUUUUUGGCUUGUCAACCGAAACCACGCAACAAUUUCUCUGUAUCUUGAUAAAUGUUACUAUUUUUCUCCAGUUUUACAUAGAAGAUUACGUUUAUCAAUGUGCUGCACAACUCGUAAUGUAAAACGGCCAAAGUGUUUUUUGUGAAACAUAUUGCAAAUUACUUUUCCCACCGUAGUGACCCGCGAACUCUUAACAUGCCUCUAUUGAAAAGAAAAGCAUUUGAGAAAUCGACGGUGUCUGAAUACCUUCGCGACGACGAUGAGGUCUUCCACUGUGAGAUCACCGACGAGAUAUUCAAGGAUUAUGAGGAGUAUUGCGAGCGGAUUAUCCUGGUUAACUCCAUGGUGUGGACAUGUGAGAUGACGGGGAAGAACAACUUGACAUACGCCGAAGCUAUGGAUAGUGAGAAAGCUGCAAGGAAGUCACUAAAAGAUUUUCCUAUGGAGCUGCGAAUACCAAUAUUAUACUUGGCAGCAAAGACCAAGAGAUGUUCAUUUGCUGAGAUGUCAGAAGAUGUAUUUAACUUUGUGAGAGAGAGAUACUUUGUUGGAGAGUCAGUUGAAGCAUGUCUGGAAGGUGAUCAGUGGCGGGAAGCCCACAUACUGUCAGUCACAGUCCAGAAGCAACAUCCAAAUAGCACAUCAACACCUCCAGCAUCUUCAUAUUGUUAUGAAGUAGAACAGUUCCAAGAGUUGGAGCAGACCUCUGCUGGCCAGAUGGGUACCGCUCCAUAUGACCGUGUUCGGCGACGUAAAGGUGUCUAUUCACGUGAUAAAAAUAGACUCUUUCUCAAACAAUUUGUUGAACAAGGAUCUGGAGGAAUCAUAACUAUAAAGCAAUCAGCAAUGGAAAAAUACAACAUAAACAAAGUAAAUUUCAAUCAAAUAUUUACCGGAAGUCCACCAGAGUUUGCAUCAUCAAAGAAAUUAUUAAAAACAAGUAUGUCACCACCGAAAGCAAAGCCAGGAUCUGCAACUAAGCUUAACAAAUCAUUGAAAAAAGUUAGUCCCGAUAAGAAAGGCAGACAGGAAUCAAUGGAUAAGUUUGUUAAGAAGACUGAUAAAUCUGAAGCAUCACCCAAACCGAAACAACCAAUGGAUCCUGAAGCCAGAAAGAAUGCUCAAGAGUUAGUAGAGAAAAUGCGAAGAGCGGAAGACCAGUUGAGACAGCGCAAGGAAGAAGAGAAAGCAAAAAAGAAAGCACAUCUCAAAGAGUGGCAGAGAAUCAAAGAUGACCAAGAGUUGGAGGAUCAUAAGGUGAUACCACAAGCAACACCGGUACAAGUUGAAGGCAUACCGCACAAACAUCUCGGCGAUUUUCUAUCUAUCCUAGAAUUUGUUCAUAUGUAUAAUGACAUACUCAAAGUAAAAGAUGUAUUUCAUCAAGACUUUGAUUUGGAGUUGUUCAGGAAAUCUUUGACAUUGAAGGAGCAUGCGGGAGCAUUCAGUGAUCUCGUACAGAUGUUUCUAACUACAAUAUUCACAUUGCAAGAAGAUGAAGCGGAGGAAUAUAAUGAGAACGGAAGAAUGCAGGAGUCUACAGGGGAUGCAGAAUUAGAAACAGAUAUAGGAGUAUCAAAGGCGAUAGAAUUGGCUACGAAGGCCAGCAAGUGGUCCCAGACGUACCUCGGUACGCCGCUAGGUAAACUGCCCCUCGAUCCAACCACCGUCACUGAAGUACUCAGAUUAUAUAUGCUGUCGUCGGGCGGGGUGAGCGGCGGACGCAACGCGGCAUUCCGGUCAGUGCAGCGCGGUGGUUACACCGGUGCUGAUGAUGCAGCGCUGCGCCUGCGUAUCACUAAGCCGGCGGUGGUGCGCCGACUGGCCUCCGUACACGUUGCUGACUUGCCACUAGAGGACAAGUUUCUUAUCCUGCAAUGCCUCAUGAACCAAGUGCUGAGUUACGCAACCGUGCGUGACAUCACUGAAGAGCGCCUCGAGGAGUACAAGAUUACCAAACAGUCACUAAGGAUGCUGCAGAUAAAUGAACGUAAACGCGAAGUACAAUUAGUAGCAACACGUCAGGAGUUAAAGAAGGAAGCUCAAGCCACAAAAACGGAACAGAAGUUGUCAGGAGAUCAAGCCAAAGUGAUAGACGAACAACUCAAGAUAUCUAUAGAGAAGUUAAAUAAAAAGAGUGAAGUUAAAAAACAUGAAUAUGAGAAGAAACUCAAAGAGUUACAGCUGUCUCUCUUUAAGUACACUUCUUAUGUUGGUAUGGACCGCGCGUACCGCCGCUACUGGGUGAUGCGGCGCGUGGGCGGCUUGUUCGUGGAAGCUGGUGAUGAGGAACGCGGCCUCUGCAGGCACAAGCUGUCCAGUCCGCAUCUCAUGAGGGAGGAACGAGCUGGAAGUGACAAAGAGAACGAAUCGGCGGCAAAUCUUCGCGGCUCACCAAAGAAGCCGUACGUCAACGGCGUAGGCGUGAAGGUGGGCGGGGCGGAGGGCGGGGCCCCGGCGAACGCGCACGCACUGCAGCGAGCCAGGGAACUCAUGUUGUGCACUUCUGAUAUCAACACGUGCUAUGUACAUGGCAAGGUGGACCGGCCACACUGGUCAGUGUACCAUACGGAGGAGCAAAUUGGUGCACUUUUGGCGGCACUCAAUAAGCGAGGUCUGCGCGAGAACGAGCUGAGACACGGCCUCGAGCAGGACGGCGCGCAUCUCCUCACGCACGUCGCCAGCUGUCCGCUACAUCUGCUCAAUCCUACUGUCGCACCUCCUCCUGCUCAGCCGUCGCAGCACAUGACGCGGCGACGCUGGCAGCCGUCGCUGAGCGUGCCCGCGGACACGUCGCUCAGCGAGGCACUCGAACUGUCUCUGCGGGACCACAUACUGGAGCUGGAGGAGAAGAUCUUCCAUGGAUGUUUAGGAGCGCUUAAAGUUAAGGACCGCGAGGCGUGGCGCGGCACGCUGAUGCUGAAGGGAUACGACAAGCAGGCGGAGUACCUCACCUGGGGACCUGGACAGAAGUACAGGGACGACUAUCAUCAGCCUAAUGGCGUGCUCAAAUUACCUAACGAUGUAGACAAAGAAGAAAUGGAAGCGAUACCAAUAAACAGAUACCGUGACCCUGGACACUACUUAGAUGCUCCAAGGGUGAACGGAGUCAAGAAUGGGCAUGAGGAGACACGGGAGCCAAGUGCCGAGGUAGUGCGCGGUCUGGCCUGCGCGCUGCUGCAGGUCUCCCAGGCUAUACACCAUAAGUACCUGAAAAGACCUCUAGGUUUAGACGACAAAGAGCGUAAAGAUCGUGAAGCAAAGAACAAGCCACUCGACCUGGAAGCGCUGGAGAGAUGGGAGGUGUCUCUAAUGGAGUGCAGGAGCUUCGCACAAGUUGUCCUUCACCUCCUGACCCUGGACUCCAGCAUCACCUGGUCAGCAAGUAUACUAAAUGCCAGCUGCAGGAUCUGCCGUAGAAAGACCGACCCUGAUAAUAUGCUGCUCUGCGACGGAUGCAAUAAGGGACAUCAUUUAUACUGCCUCAAGCCUAAACUAUCGAAAGUACCUGACGGCGACUGGUUCUGUGACCAGUGCCGGCCGAGAGAGAAGACGCCGAGGAGAAAGAGGAAGUUGUUCAGUGACGAUGACCUUGAAGAUGACCUUGACGACAGUGUGGGCGUGGCGGAGGGCGAGUUGGGCGAGGUGGGCGGGGCGAGACUGGAGUGGGGGUCAGUGUGCGGGGCGUGCGGGAGCGGGGGCAGGCUGGGGGCCACGUGCCGGGCGUGCGGCGCCAGGUGUCACGCGGAGUGCGUCUCACAGCGGCGAGCACUCUGCAACACUUGCUCCAGUAAUGGAUCACGUAGAGAGCACACUGUACGUCGGUGCGCGGCGACCGCGAUCAACAACAUCCACGAGUACGCGCGAGUGCUUGACGCGCCGGUGGAUACCUCGGAUUCUGAAGAUAGUGAAUAUAACACAGCAUUGGUCAAACUGAAAAAACGUAACUCGCGGAGCAGUAAAGAUGAAUCACCGGUACCAAAUGGCGCUAAGAGAGGGCGCAAGCCUAAAAAUCUGUUGAACGGUACACCUGGCAGAAAGUCUAAAUCACUCACUAAUGGUCAUCACGAAGAAACAGUUUUAAGGAAGAGGUCCAGUCGCCGUGAACCCUCAGUCAGCUUGCACACAGACAAGCUGGAGACGCUGCUGCAUGAUGCCAUGAAGCACAAAGACGCAUGGCCCUUCUUAGACCCUGUUUCCACUGAAGACGUGCCAGAUUACCUUGACGUGAUCAACGAGCCCAUGGACUUAACUCUAGUGCGGGAGAAACUGAGUGAAGGACAGUACGCGGCAGACACAGACCUGCUGGCAGACGUCGCCCUCGUCUUCUACAACUGCUUCACUUACAACAAGGACACGCAUCCUGUCGCCAAAGCUGGCUACCGACUAGAGAAGUAUCUGAUAAAGCGCUGCACAGAACUAGACCUGCCACCUCUACCACCAACAGUACUUGAUGAAGAAGUAGAAGAACCAGUCAAGAGGAAGUAUCAAGAUGAAAUUGAUGAGGACUCCAAAACGAAGCGAGCAAAACUAAAGUGACAUAAAUGGUCCCAUCUUACAGACAAUGUGGUGUACUGACAGUGUUUAGUGAUGGUGUUUGUGAUUGAAAUGAAAGAUUGGUGUGAUGAAUCAGAUUGGUGAUGUAUUUAUUAAGUUGCCGUCUUGUUUUGUUUGGAUUGGUUUUUACAAAGACUUCCAAUGGUUAUCCUCUGAUAAAUUCAAAGCUGUCUCGUUUUUCAAUAGCAGACGGAUGUUAUAUUAUUGCUGAUUUCAAACAAACAACAAUAUGAAAAACACAUUAGUAGUAAACUUAUUUUGUUAAUGUAUUUAUUUAUGACCCUAGCUUUAUAUAUGUUGUGAUUAUUUUGCAAGGUUAUUUUAUUGUAUAAUUUGGUAUUUACAUGAUAAAUUGUCGUUUUGAAGAAGUGAUUUGAUAAAAUUAUGUUUUUUUUAUCUGUGCUGAGGAAUGUCACAAAAUUGAAAUACUGUCAAAUUAAUUUUGAUGAUCCAAAAUUUGGACAAAUACAAACAUAUGGCUGUGGUCUUGCAUAAUAAACAGGUAUUAGAAUGAAUUUGAAAGUAUACCCACUUGAAUAGAAUAAUUUGUGAACCUUACAUUGUUUUUGUUUUUACUUAAUUAUUGAAAAUUUUGAGCUAAAGGUAAUAUGACGA